CGUACGAGGUGAGGUCCUGGUAAAAAAUCUCAAGAAAAUAUCAAAAUUUGAACUGUAAACUUGUCAUUUUGUCUUGGACUUCGUACGUAAAAUUUACUUCAGUUCUCAAGGAGCAAUUCCGAGGUUUCUGUUUGACUGAAGAGAUUGGUUUUUAGACAGCUUCRCAGUGAUAAAUUAUGGCUGUAUUCAAAGUGUGUAGUCCUGAUGUAACUUAUACUGAUGACUACAUUGAGAGUAAAUACAUCUACGACACAACUGAAGUGAAAAGUGAAAAUGGUACUUUAACUGUCCACCCAAGAGAGACKCACUACACCUUUCAGACUGASAUCAAAGUCCCUAAACUAGGAUGUAUGUUGGUAGGAUGGGGUGGUAACAAUGGUUCCACUCUCACAGCAGCUAUAAUUGCCAAUCAGAAGGGCAUGUCCUGGAACACCAAGGAAGGUUUGAAGAAAGCUAAUUAUGUAGGAUCAAUGACACAAGCGUCAACCGUAUGCAUUGGCACAGGAUCCAGUGGAGAUAUCCAUAUACCUUUUAAAGACCUUCUACCAAUGGUCCACCCUAAUGACAUUGUCUUUGAUGGAUGGGACAUCUCUUCUAUGAACAUCGCAGAUGCAAUGGAAAGAGCUCAAGUCCUUGACUGGAAUCUCCAGAAACAACUACGCCCCUUCUUGGCUAACAUGAAGCCACGUCCAUCAAUAUAUUGUCCAGACUUUAUAGCGGCAAAUCAGGUUGACAGGGCUGAUAAUGUGUUACUUGGUAGCAAACAAAGCACGCUUGAGCAGAUCAGAGCAGAUAUUAGAGACUUCAAAGAAUCAAAUAAAUUAGACAAAGUAAUAGUGUUAUGGACUGCAAAUACUGAAAGGUUCUGUGAUGUGACACCAGGUCUCAAUGAAACAGCUGAAGAACUCCUUGCUUCCAUAGCAAAAGAUGAGAGUGAAGUAUCUCCGUCUACAAUUUUUGCAGUGGCUAGUAUUUUAGAAGGGUGUUCAUAUAUUAAUGGAUCACCUCAGAACACCAAUGUCCCUGGUGUAAUUGACUUGGCAGAAAAACACAAAACAUUUAUUGGUGGYGAUGAUUUUAAAUCUGGACAAACCAAGAUGAAAUCAGUUCUUGUAGACUUUCUAGUCAGUGCUGGUAUUAAGCCUGUGUCGAUUGUGAGCUACAAUCACCUUGGCAACAAUGAUGGUAAAAACCUCUCAGCACCAAAGCAGUUCCGAUCCAAAGAGAUCUCUAAGAGCAAUGUAGUUGAUGAUAUGGUWGAGUCCAAUAGUAUAUUGUACAAUAUCAAAGGAGAAAAGCCGGAUCAUUGUGUUGUAAUCAAGUAUGUACCGUAUGUUGGUGAUAGUAAAAGGGCAAUGGACGAGUACACAUCAGAGAUCUUCAUGCAUGGCCUGAACACAAUUGUCAUGCAYAACACUUGUGAGGAUUCCCUUCUUGCUUGUCCAAUCAUCUUAGAUCUUAUUAUCCUAUGUGAAGUCUGUGAACGAAUCAAAUUCAAAGUAGAUGGYGACAAAGAGUACCAGUCAUUCAACAGUGUUCUUUCAAUCUUGAGCUACUUGCUAAAAGCACCUCUUGUUCCAAAGAACACCCCUGUUGUWAAYGCACUAUUCAAACAAAGAAGCUGUAUUGAAAACAUCUUCAGAGCCUGUGUUGGCCUCAAACCCCAAAACCAUAUGCUUCUUGAACACAAACACAGUCUUCCUGUUAGUACAAGGAAUGGUGUCAAACGUGGACACGUGGAGAUGGAUGAUGAUUUACUAGCAAAGAAGACCAAGGCUAAAAAACACAUUACAAAUGGAUUCGUAAAUGGAACAGCAAAUGGCCAUAGUACUUCGCCUCCACAUGAAUUAAAUGGUUAUCGAUGAAUAUUCCUUGAAGCCUCAAGUUACACUAGAGUCAUUACAAUAUCACUUUUUGGAUUGUGCGAAGUGUUACCAGCCAUCCAAAAACAAUGAAAUAUUAAUUUAUGGUUGAAACCCAUUACCAUUUUGAUCAUGUGACAUCUUAUUUUAUUAAUGGAACAAUAGAUUUUAGGAAAUAACAAAUAAAGCUGUCAAAUGACCAAAGUAAAUAUUAACCUAAUUAUUUGCAGUUUUUUUCCACACCAGUUAACAACGCUUCACUUUUUAAUACGCUAGUAUUAUAGCCAAUAGCAAGAUUAACAAAAGUAUUAUUACUUGAUGCACUUACAGCAACUAGCUGGUGCUUUGUGACAAUGCAACAUCGGACCAAACYUUUAAAGCGUUCUUAUUACAGUGACGGUAGUAAAAAAAAUUAAAGCUUGUUAUUUAUUUAUUCACAGAAUUAAUAAAUCAAACACCUGUUCCUAUGAAAACAUAUGUAGAAGAAAAGGAUAUUUUUCAUGAAAGUGAUGCUUUUUUUGAUGUUAUUAUUUUAGAUUUAACAGGAGUUUUUUUUACAAAGGAUUCAAAGUUACCAACUCUCCUUGAUAAUCUUCAGGUCUCCAGAUUCUGAGCCUUAUCUCUUGGUCUCCAAGAUCAAAGAACAGAAUCUGUCGGGUAAUAUACGUCACCAAAACAUUAAUCAAACAUCAUUUCAAAUUUAAGGAGAAGCAGUCUAUAUUCUGCUCUCCGGAUUUGAAAAAAAAUGGAUGAAACUCAUUUAUCCACAAUUUUUUUCAUAUCUUAAUAAAAAAUAUCCUUUUUUCCUAUUCAAUAAUAUUUAUUGCAUUCAAUAUCUAGUUGUACCAUUAUUUGCAAAAUUUGUGAGAUCAGUUAGGUUUAUUAUAUGUUUUUGAAAACAAUUGACAAUUAAAAAAAUUUAAAAAUAGUCUUUAUCGUACAGAAAAUAAUUAUUAGAUAUUUGGAUCAUGUUCAGUGGAAUUAUUUAAGUUAUUUGAUAAUUAUAUUUGUUGUACUAGGGUUGAUAAAUUCAUUGUGAAUGUAAAGAAAGUCUGAGACUGGUUGAUAUUGCAGAGUUAUUCAGUAUUUUAUAUGUUUAUAUUCAAUUUGAAAUCAAAUUGCAAAAUUUUUUCCAUCUAAAAUGGAGGUGUGGACAUGAUUCAGACCCAAAUAUUUUAGAAUAUUAUACAGUUUUGUAAUGUUUUGAUUGAUUUAAUCUAUAUGACAAUUCUAAUUUCAUUACAUUUUAUGUUGCAAUGCUUUGCAUUUAUAUUUUUUACAAUAAAACAYUUCUUGAACUGAAAAAAUGUAAAAUAUCUCUUUUAAUUAAAAUCAUGAACAAUCAAUAGUAAUAAUUAUAAUAAUAAUUAAUAGUAAUAAUUAUUAUUAUGAUUAAACUUGGAGUGUUUUUUUUUUCCACUUUACUCAUCUAUAGUUACAAAUUAAAGUAAUCAGAUGCUAGAGUGAGGUCAACUAGCCUCYUUUACAAACAACCUUAUUAGUAUCCUAAUGAGGGAGAAGGAAUCUAUGACUGAUACUACGUCUGCAAAAAAGGCUAGAGGUCAACCAACCCAUAAAAAAUAUUGUUUUCRUUCACUUACAGGUACUAGCCAGAUUCCUUAGCUACUUUAUUAAACAAACAUGAGAGAAAUAUAUAUUAUUUUGCAGCACAUUUGUCAGGAUAAGAAGCCUAAUAGUUUACACUUAUGGCAAAUUUGUCGUGCCAAAAAAA
Messenger RNA from Exaiptasia diaphana, 3594 nucleotides. Its product is annotated as inositol-3-phosphate synthase. Gene Ontology annotation, molecular function: inositol-3-phosphate synthase activity. The record is from RefSeq and is a predicted model, not a curated record. The coding region runs from base 177 to 1865 and encodes 562 amino acids. Gene Ontology annotation, biological process: inositol biosynthetic process; phospholipid biosynthetic process. Gene Ontology annotation, cellular component: cytoplasm. The transcript has 7 exons. Lineage: Eukaryota; Metazoa; Cnidaria; Anthozoa; Actiniaria; Aiptasiidae.